AUGGGAGAUAGUCAAUACUCGUUUUCUCUUACAACAUUUAGUCCUUCUGGAAAGCUUGUUCAGAUUGAGCAUGCUUUGACUGCUGUUGGCUCUGGACAAACUUCGCUUGGAAUUAAAGCUGCAAAUGGAGUUGUCAUUGCAACAGAGAAGAAACUGCCGUCUAUUUUGGUUGAUGAAUCAUCAGUCCAGAAAAUUCAGUUAUUAACACCAAAUAUUGGUGUUGUUUACAGUGGCAUGGGUCCUGAUUUCCGAGUUCUGGUACGAAAAAGCAGGAAACAGGCUGAGCAGUAUCACCGAUUAUAUAAAGAACCAAUCCCUGUCACUCAACUAGUAAGGGAAGUUGCCGCAGUUAUGCAGGAAUUUACUCAGUCCGGUGGUGUUAGGCCUUUUGGAGUGUCUUUGCUAGUUGCUGGAUUUGAUGAUAAUGGACCACAACUAUAUCAGGUUGAUCCAUCUGGUUCAUAUUUUUCUUGGAAAGCUUCUGCAAUGGGGAAAAAUGUUUCUAAUGCUAAGACAUUUCUUGAAAAGAGGUACACGGAUGAUAUGGAGCUCGAUGAUGCAGUUCACACAGCAAUAUUGACACUGAAGGAAGGGUUUGAGGGACAAAUCUCAGCAAAAAACAUUGAAAUUGGCAUAAUUGGCGCUGACAAAAAGUUCAGGGUAUUGACACCAGCUGAAAUUGAUGAUUAUUUGGGUGAAGUAGAAUGA
Molecule: messenger RNA, 708 nt
Organism: Lathyrus sativus (Indian pea)
Lineage: Eukaryota; Viridiplantae; Streptophyta; Magnoliopsida; Fabales; Fabaceae
Source: the annotation of a GenBank genome assembly